Penicillium verhagenii is the source of this 2688-nucleotide messenger RNA. RefSeq names its product putative arsenite resistance protein Ars2. Gene Ontology annotation, cellular component: nuclear body. The coding region runs from base 1 to 2688 and encodes 895 amino acids. NCBI's taxonomy places the organism in Eukaryota, Fungi, Ascomycota, Eurotiomycetes, Eurotiales, Aspergillaceae. The transcript is spliced from 3 exons. Gene Ontology annotation, biological process: primary miRNA processing; mRNA processing. The record is from RefSeq and is a predicted model, not a curated record.
AUGGAUGCAUACGAAAGCUAUGCCUCUCCGGGGAGAAAGCGGGAGGCCGAAUCAUUCUCCAGCCGGGCACAAGGCGAGUAUCGACGCCGGUCACCGGCCUCACAGGAUCGACGACGAGGUCGCGGCCGCUCCCGGUCACCCAUGAUUGAUCGCUAUGAACCAUCUGACCAUACCCGACGAGAUGACUUCUACAACAAUUCUCGCGAACACGCUGCUCGUGAGCGUGAGGAUCGUCGGCGUCCACCUUCUCCCAAUGUCGUCAACAUUGAUCGCUAUGUACCUGGACAAGAUGCAGGAAACCGGCCGCUACCCAAAAACCCGCUCGCCGACCCGCUAAGCCUCGACUUUCAGGUGGGAUUCACCUUCUUCGCAGAAUGGUGUCGGGGGGAACACAAGAUAAAUGAAGAAAAACAACGGGUAAAGCACGGCGGUCGUCACCCAUCUGAUCGGGUCAAGGGGGAGCGCGAAGCCCGUGAUGACCGAGACAAAGAGCGGGCUCAGAUUCAGGAAGCCUACGACGCAUACAAGGUGGAUCUUCAAGUCAAGCUGGGACGCCAAUUUGUUCAGCAGCAUCGAAAUGAAGAAUGGUUCAAGGAGCGCUACGUGCCAGAAGUGCGAGACCGCCUCCGCAGCCAAUUCAUGCAAUUUCGCAAGGGCGCAUACGAUCAAUGGGAGCGCGACAUCCGAGCAGGUACAUUCGAUGAUUUUACUCUUGAAGGUAUUUACAAAAACGAAAGCGACGGCGCAGGCGGUGUGAUCGAAAAGGAGGAAGGUGAAACGACUGCAGUCGGUGAGACGAUGGGAGUUCUUGACUUGCUUCCCGUCCGAGGAGGCGAACUUCGUGAUGAGGCCUUGUCUCAACCUACUCUGCUCAUCAAAACCUUGGCCCCCAAUGUCUGUCGUGAUAAAAUCGAAGACUUUUGCAAAGAGCACCUUGGAGAGGGUGAUGGUGGUUUCAAGUGGCUUAGCCUCAGUGACCCCAAUCCAUCCAAGAAGUUCCACCGCAUGGGUUGGAUCUUACUUCACCCUGCCGCCGAGACUGCUGUAGUGGACCGAGGAGACGGCCGCGAGGAAGAGGGCGAGGAGAUGGAACCAAGUUCCGGUAAUGCCAUUGGCACAGCGGAGAAGGCUUUGGAAGCGGUCAACGACAAGACCAUCCACGACUCAACACACGGCGACUUUGUCUGCCACGUGGGUGUGCAUGUCCCUCCUUCACAGCCACGCAAGAAGGCGCUUUGGGAUCUGUUCUCCGCACCUGAGCGAAUUGAUCGCGAUCUUGAACUUGCUCGCCGAUUGGUCUCUAAGCUUGAUACUGAAAUGGGCCAGGGCGUGGAUGGAGUUUCCAAAAUCGAGGAACGUAUUGAGGAUCUUCGUGGUAAGGGCUGGCUGCAACCCCCUGUCACUGGACCUGUCAGCAUCAAGAAGCAUUCCAGUGGAUAUGACGAGGAUGGCCCUGACGAGGGAGAGAUGGAGGAGGGUGAAGAGAAGGAGGUCGUUGAAGAAGACGAAGUGGAUGAUGAGGAGCUUCUAGCUAAGAAGAAAAAGCUUGACCUGAUGGUCGAAUACCUCCGUCGUGUCUACAACUUCUGCUUUUUCUGUGUCUUUGAGAGUGAUUCUGUUCACGAACUCGGUCGCAAAUGUCCCGGUGGACAUCUCCGUCGCCCUCGCUCUGGACUCUCUAACCAGGCCAAGCAAGUUGCCCGUGCUACUGCUUUGGGACAACCGUUCCCAGCCAAGAAGAAGGACCAUAGUGAAGAAGGCGAAGAACGCGGCUCUCCAGUUGCAGAGAAGCGGCCACAGCGACUGAGCAAGUCAGAACAGCAGCUUCAGCGUGCUUUCAACUGGGUCAAAACAUUCGAGGAUAAGCUGCUGCAAAUACUGGAGCCUGAGAACGCCGACCUGCGCAAACUUGGCAGCAAGCCUGCUGAACAAGGAUUGGCGGAAGAAUUAGCGAAACAUGUGAAACAUGAGGAUGACUCGCGAUAUCGGUGCAAGGUGCCUGAAUGUGCGAAGCUAUUCAAGGCCGAGGAAUUUUGGCAUAAACACAUCGAAAAGCGACACACAGAAUGGCUGGAUACAAUUAAGCGAGAGCUUUCUCUUGUGAAUGCAUACGUUCUGGAUCCAUCACGCAUUGCUCCAUCGCGAUCUGAUGCGAACAGCAAUGGUCAUUUCCCCAUGUCUACUGUUGGUGGUCAGAGUGGCACCCCACGUGGCUUUACCCUCGCGAACAACGUACCUUACCUUGGAAAUCCCGGGGUCUUUCCUGCUGGAUUCCCCUCAGCCGGCAUGCCUGGUCUUGUACCGCCUGGCGCCUGGAAUGGAAACAUAAUCAUGUCAGGCGACACAGGCAUGCACCAGCCAGGUGUUAUGCGACGUGGCAACAACCGCCACAGCAAUCGUUCUGGGCCAUAUGACCGUCGCCGAGGCUACAAUGGCGGUAAUGGUCGAUUGAGUCCCACUCGGAUGGGUAGUAUCUAUGGAGCUGGGGGCCGUCUCCCCGCAACCGUCCCGCUUGGCCACCCGGCUGCCAGCAUGAUCUCUGCGAAUGCCAACUUCCCUGAUGCUAUGGGUGCUGGGGGCGGAUCGCAAGCAAUGCCCCCCCGUGAAGCGGUUCAGGGUCGCAGCCUCAAGAGCUACGAGGACUUGGAUGCCGUUGGUGGCUCUGGAAGUGGGGAGCUGAAUUAUUAG